AUGAAGACAAGUCUUUUGAUGGUGGUUGCUGUUUUGUUGAUAACUUGCUUAUGUUCGAGCAGCAAAAUUGGUUGGGCCGGCACUGGUUCGAGUGCUCAACCGAUGUAUCCUGACCACUGUUGGAAUGAUAUGAAAAGAUUUCCUGGAUGUUUGGAAAACAUAAAGGGAAUCUUUCAUUUUCCUCUUCGUGAGAUCAGGAAAGAAUGUUGUCUAGUCGUUAAUUCAUUUUCUGAUACGUGUUGGCCAAUCAUCUUCCCGAGCAUGCCUUACAUACGUUUCAUGAUUAAGGGUAUAUGCCUUAUCAAACCCGGAUUGCAUUGA
Molecule: messenger RNA, 321 nt
Organism: Camelina sativa (false flax)
Lineage: Eukaryota; Viridiplantae; Streptophyta; Magnoliopsida; Brassicales; Brassicaceae
Source: RefSeq, a predicted model, not a curated record